AUGACGUGGCGUGGUGAACCCUGGCCUCAUCGGAAGAAGAAGUCGUUCAUUGAGAAGAAGAAGGCCGUGACCUUUCACCUGGUCCACAGGAGUCAGAGGGACCCGCUGGCUGCAGACGAGAAAGCCCCGCAACACGUCCUGCUGCACGCCAACAAGGUUUCUCAGCUGGACACGGAGAAGAGGCGCGAGGAGCAGAGGGAGUUUGGCGUGUUCUUCGAUGACGACUACAACUACCUGCAGCACCUGAAGGAGCCGUCGGUCCCGUCGGAGCUGGUGGCAGUCGGCCCCCGGCACACCGACAGGUGUCUGAUUCAUCUCGAUGAUGACGAGGACGAGGAGGGUGAAACGGACAAGGCCGUUCCUGCCGCUAGCAUCAACCUUCCCUCUUCAGUGUUUGCCUCAGAGUUUGAAGAGGAGGUGGGACUUCUGAACAAAGCCGCUCCGAUCUCAGGACCACGGCUGGACAUGGACCCCGACAUCGUGGCAGCUCUCGACGAAGACUUCGACUACGACGACCCCGACAACCUCCUGGACGACGACUUCAUCGCCAAAGCAAACACUGCAAGCGGAGUCGCGGACAUCGGAGAUGACGAUGACGAUGAUGAUGAUGAGUGGGAGGACACAGACUCUGAAGGCUACUUUGACUCUGAAGGCGGGUUUUCGGGUGACGAAAAUACGGAGGGCCGCGGCCCGGAGUUUCUCUUUAUGGACGAAGAGACGAAGAGUCGAUUCACGGAGUACUCAAUGACAUCGUCCGUGAUGCGGAGGAACGAGCAGCUCACCCUGCUGGACGACCGCUUCGAAAAGUUUUACGAGCAGUUUGAUGACGACGAGAUCGGCGCUCUGGACAACGCAGAGCUGGAGGGCUUCAUCCAGCCGGACAGCGCUCGCCUGGAAGAAGUGAUCAAAGACUAUUUCAUACAGAAAGAGAAAGAGUACCUGAGGCCUGAUGACUUGGGUCCAAAAGAACUUCCUGUCCUGAAGGAGGAAGAUGAGGAAGAUGAUGAGGAGGAAGAAGAGAUGGAAACUGUUGUUAUCAAAGCUCCGGAAGAGAAGUGGGACUGUGAAACCAUCAUCAGCACAUAUUCCAACAUAUAUAACCGACCCAAGAUCAUUCAGGAACCACCAUCGACCAAGCCGAUCCGCGUGUCCAGUAAGACGGGCAUCCCUCUGGACGUCCUUCCUGCCAAAGGCCUGACCGCCAAGCAGGCGGAGCGCAUGACUCGGAUCAACGACUCGGACCUGCCCCGAGUCUCCACCCAGCACCGCGACAAGGAGGAGAGCAAAGAGGAGAGGAAGGCCAGGAAACAGGCCAUCAAGGAAGAACGCAAGGAGCGGCGAGAGGAGAAGAAAGCCAACAAGAUGGCGUUCAAGGAAGAAAAAGUCCGCCAGGAGAAGCAGAUGUUGAACCUGAGAACAAACGUUCAAGGCCUGAAGCUUUAG
This is a messenger RNA of Perca flavescens (yellow perch), 1443 nucleotides long. RefSeq names its product protein LTV1 homolog. Lineage: Eukaryota; Metazoa; Chordata; Actinopteri; Perciformes; Percidae. The transcript is spliced from 11 exons. The coding region runs from base 1 to 1443 and encodes 480 amino acids. Gene Ontology annotation, biological process: ribosomal small subunit export from nucleus; ribosomal small subunit biogenesis. The record is from RefSeq and is a predicted model, not a curated record. Gene Ontology annotation, cellular component: nucleus; cytosol; preribosome, small subunit precursor.